Messenger RNA from Knipowitschia caucasica, 2766 nucleotides. NCBI's taxonomy places the organism in Eukaryota, Metazoa, Chordata, Actinopteri, Gobiiformes, Gobiidae. The record is from the annotation of a GenBank genome assembly.
AUGGCGUGCUUUUCCCAAAGACCGGACGAGUUCAAGCCGGAGCAUGAAACAUGGUCUGCCUACGUGGAGCGCAUGGAGCUGCUGUUUGAGGCUCAUGAUGUGGACGAUGGAAAGAAAGUUCCCGUCUUGUUGAGCUCAGUCGGCGCAGCGACGUAUGGUCUUCUACGCAACCUGGUUCAGCCUGACAAGCCAAAGGACAAAACUUUUGAUCAGGUUGUGACCAUUCUACGAGACUACUAUGAACCAAAACCUUUGGUCAUCGCCGAGCGAUUUAGGUACCGUAAAUGUGUCCAGAAGAGCGGCCAGACAGCGACGGAAUAUGCUGCUGAGCUGCGCCAACUCGCUGCGAAGUGUGAUUUCGGGGACAGGCUGGAUGAUGACGGAUUUGUCAGCGGGGUCAGUUCUGAAGCAUGCCAGCGCAAAUUGCUCUCAGAGGAUAGGCUGACUUUUGCGAGAGCUGUGGAGCUUGCGGUUAACAUGGAGACAGCCCACCGAGAUGCCCAGCAGUUGCGGACAGGUGAUGACGUCACCGCUGUUCACAAGGGCAGCAGCGUCGCACUGAAGGGCUACUCAGGAGAGACCAUUCCAGUGAAAGGACAGUUCAUUGCAAAAGUGACUUAUGGAAAUCAGACUGCUGAUCUACCACUGAUAGUAGUGGCCGGAGGAGGUCCUUCACUGUGUGGGCGAGAAUGGCUGGAUCAAAUCAGACUGAACUGGAAAAUGAUUAAAAAAGUCACAGAAAGCACAACCAAGCCCAAGUCAAUCCAAGAUGUGUUGGAUAAAUAUGCUGAUGUUUUCAAAGAUGAGUUGGGAACAUUAAAGGGCAUUAAAGCAGCAAUUUUUGUGAAACCUGACGCAGUUCCAAAGUUCCACAAAGCCCGUGUCCUGCCCUUCGCAAUGAAAGAAAAGGUAGAUAAAGAACUGGAGCGCCUGGAAAAGGAUGGCGUCAUCAGCCUUGUGAAGCACAGCGAGUGGGCUGCUCCAGUGGUCCCUGUAACCAAGAAGGACGGUGGACUCCGCUUGUGUGGCGACUAUAAGGUAACUGUGAACCUGGCUACAAACACUGAAACGUACCCACUACCACGCAUUGAAGAGGUUCUGGCAGCAUUAUGUGGGGGGAAGAUAUUCUCUAAAAUCGACCUGGCAGCCGCGUACCAACAAGUCCUUCUAGAUGACGAGUCAAAAAAGUAUACAACUGUGAACACGCAUAAAGGACUGUUUGUGUACAAUCUGCUUUGCUUUGGCAUUAAUUCUGCUGUCAGUAUUUUCCAAAGGAUCAUGGAGAACGUGAUGAGAGACCUCAACGUCCUGGUUUACUUGGAUGACCUGCUAGUGAUGGGCAGGGACGAAGCUGAGCAUCUGCUGAACCUGGACAGAGUUCUACAGCGGCUACAAGAAAACGGCCUGAGAGUAAAAAAGUCAAAGUGUGACUUUGGGAAAACACAAAUCGAGUACCUAGGUCACAUGUUGGAUGAAAAAGGAGUUUAUCCUUCUAAAGACAAGGUCAGAGCCGUGCAUGAUGCUCCAACGCCCACAAACAUCAAAGAGCUCAGGGCUUUCCUAGGGCUAGUGAACUACUACGGUCGCUUUUUGCCGCAGCAAAGUACUGUUUUGGCCCCACUCUACAAACUGCUAAAAGACCAAACAAAAUGGAGGUGGAGUAAAGUGGAACAGAGCGCUUUUGAUAAGUGCAAAGAAAUGUUGACCGGUGACAAGGUGUUAGUUCACUAUGAUCCGAGCCUGCCGCUUUCUCUUGCAUGUGAUGCUUCAGCGUACGGAAUUGGAGCCGUUAUUCAGCAAACAACGCAUGACGGACAAGAGCGUCCAGUAGCCUAUGCUUCUCGUACACUCUCACCGGCGGAAAAGAACUACUCACAGAUAGAAAAGGAGGCGUUGAGCCUGGUGUAUGGAGUAAAGAAAUUCCAUCAAUAUCUGUGGGGGCGGAAGUUCAAUUUGAUCACCGACCAUAAACCGCUGCUCACGCUGUUUGGAGAACAUAAAGGACUUCCAACAAUGGCAGCAGCGCGCAUACAGCGGUGGGCUAUCAUACUGUCUGCCUAUGAUUACCACAUAAUCUACCGCCAGUCAGACAAACACGGCAACGCAGAUGAGCAAAUUGUCACAGACAACGCCACGACCUUCAUGUCAGAGGAGUUUCAGCUCUUCAUGAAAAGGAACGGUAUCCUUCACACAACUGGUGCACCGCGGCAUCCAGCUACCAAUGGCCUCGCUGAGAGGUAUGUUGCUACAUUCAAAGCAGGCAUGAAGAAGCUGGACGGAGAGGACUUGAAUGUUGAGGACAAGGUCUCACAUUUCCUACUGCGGUAUCGCACAACUCCCAACAGUGCGACUGGAGAGUCACCCGCAGAUUUGCACCUAAAGAGACAUGUGCGUUUGCGGUUGGAUUUCCUAAGGCCAAACAUCGCCAUGAGGGUGCGGAGGAGGCAGUAUCAGAAGAAGGAGGAGCACGACAGUCGGGCUACCGAGAGACAGUUUGAUGUGGAUGAUCCUGGAGAGACAACUGACCAAGUGUACAGACGUCACGGAGACCAGUUGCGACAUCGGUAUCCUCAGGAGGUUUCAGACCCAGAGCCUCUAGGAGCAACUCAGUCAGCGGAUCAGGAGAGUAACCUUGCUGGGCCAGUCUCCACAGCACCUGCUCCACAACCGUUUACGUUGGACCAGCCUGAGCCGCCUGAUCCAGAAACAGUGACUUUAAGGCGCUCGGAGCGUACGGCUAGGCGGCCGUCACGCUACAGAGACUAA